CCUUUUGCCAUGCGCCGUGGUUUGCGCGCCCGGCAGUUGGCAAUGCACCUGUUUUUUUGGCACACCUGGUUGUGCAAUGCAGGCGUCUAAGAGCCGCUGAGCAGCGAAAGCCGACACACCCAUCGGGCGCUCCCCGAGCCGACGCUCAAACCCUCCCACCAGAGGGAGGCGCCGCGGGACCCGGAGGCGGCAGGACCCUGGGCCUUCGCGCGCGGUGCCCCUAGCCUUCCGCGCGGGGCUCGCUUGAGGGCGCCCCAGCCACGGCACCCCACCCCCCGCAGCCGCCGGGGCAGGGGAGAGGCCCGGGGAGCAGCGGGGCUGCCAUGGCGGAGCCGGAGGCCACGGCCGAGGACCUGGGCGCCCUGAUCGACGACCUGGACUAUCUGCCGGGCCACUUCCACCUGGAGAUGCAGCUGAACUUCGAGCCGCGCUCGCCGGCCUCUCUCCGCGCUCGGGACCUGAAGCUGCAGCGGGAUGGCUUGCAGCAAGAGCUCGAGCUGGCGGCCGCCCCGCAGCGCCCCGCCGUGCGCCACCUCCUAGGAGCCUUCGCCUUCUACCUGGACCAGCUGGACGAGGCCCGCGAGCGCUUCCUCGAGGUGGCCCGCGAGGACCCGGGCAACCUCAACGCCUGGGCCAACCUGGCGCACGUGUACGGGCGGCUGGGCCAGGAGGAAGAGGAGGAGGCCUGCGCGGGGCGGCUGGCCGGCCUCAUGGGCCUGGCGGCGGAGGGCGAGGCACCUGGGGACCCCCAGCUCCGUGCCGCGCGCUGCCUGGCAGAGCAGGGCUACGCGCACGGCUUCGACGUGGGCUGCGCCAGCCCGGAGGAGCGAGCACAGGUGCUGGCUGCCGGCAUCGCGCUCUACGACAAGGCGCUGGGCUACGGGCAGCAGAUCCCAGUGGAGGAGAAAAGAGGCUGGUACUUCACCAUGGCAACGCUCUUCAUCAGGCUAGAUGGCAUCUUCCUGGAGCUGGGCAGUGAGGAGCAGAAGAGGCUGCCUGCCUUCAACCGCACUCUGGCCCUGCUCCGGCAAGUGCUCAAGUCCUCGGACCCCCACCACCAAGCUCUGGCCUGGUGCUACCUCGGGAUGCUGCUGGAGAGGAAGGACACCUUCUCCACCACCCCCAUGGGUGUCCAUGACUGCGGGUACUCGGGAACCGACCCCCUGGACUGCUUUGGCAAGGCUAUUGAGAUAGCCAAGGACCAACCCCCCAUCCUGAAUCGCCUGGCCAAAAUCUUCCACUUCCUGGGAAAGCAGGAUAUGGCCAUUGGAACCUGCAACAUGGCUCUAGAUAUCCUACGAGAUCCAGAGCUCAACUGGCAGGCAUACUGCACAAGGGCCAAGAUCCACCUCAGAGCGUACCUGCACGACCUCGAGCGGGCCAAGAUGGGGCUCGGGGGCAUGCCUGACAGGAGCCACCUGUCCUGCGCCAAGGCUGACCUGGAGGAAGUGGUCAAGGUGUGUCCGAGCCUCGAGACCUAUCUGGACAUUGGCCAGGUCUACUACUACAUGGGCGUGGACGCCGUGCAGGAGCUGCUGGCGGUGGACGAGGCGGCGCUGAACCAGGCGCUGGUCUUCCUGGCCAAGGCGGGCGAGUCGGAGCUGGGCGCCACGUUGCCCGAGCUGCAGCUGCUGCGCGGCAAGUGCCUGCGCAUCAAGGGCGAGGAGGCCAACGCGGCGGCCUGCUUCAAGCGCGCCGUGGAGCUGGACGACGCGGGCUCCAGCCACACCGACGGCUUCGGCUGCCUGCUCGAGGUGCUGCUGGCGCAGUGGAGCCAGGCGCAGCUGAGCGACACCGAGCUGGGCCGCGAGGUGGACGCGUGGCUGCGCCACGCCCAGGGCAAGUACCCCGCGGCGCGCCUGCGCCAAGAGCUGCAGCGCGUGUGGCGCGGCCACACCGGCGAGGUGCUGGGGCUGGCCCGGGCCUUAGUGGCCCAGGGACGGCCGGCGCUGGUGCGGCUGCUCUUCGAGACCAUGGAGCGGGAGGGUGACGUCCCGAGCGUGCCGCGGGGCUGCCGCGCCCUCUCCCUUUGAGGGGCGUCGAGGCCCCGCCCCAUCGAGGCCCCGCCCCACCUACAGCUGAUUGGGCGCUCAAAACGGGCCUGCCCUGCCAUAGGCCUGGCUGUGGAGCAAAGCCAAUUAGAUUCUCUUUCGGGAAUUGGGGUGGGGCGGUUGAGACCCGAGGGCAGGAGGCCUGACCGCGGAGUCACAAAGGCCUGAUGAAGGAGACCAGGGGUGGCUGGGGCACACGCGAGGGACCACCGGGAAACUGCCGUUUGAACCACUGAAUUGUGCAAAUACGCAAAAAAAGUAAGAUGGCUGCAAGAUACAGAAAAUAAUUGUCUCCGGUUUGGCGGCUUUUUAGUCCCCGUUCGCGAUCCUUGAGGCCGGAGUUCCAGUCUUUGGAUUGCCGUGAGUCACGCUCUACUCUUGCAUAAAGGCGCCUUUACAUAAAUUGACUGGAAUGGGUCUCGGGCCCCGCAGCCGGAAAAGCCAUGCCAGAGCGGAGGCCAAAGCGGCGCAGUGAUCAGAUAAGGAUAGGGUGAGAGUCUACACCUGAACGCUCAGGCCUUUUGCCUGCCUGCCCAGCAGUCUUCCAGCGGGCCUCAUCUUUGGCCAGCUUGGUUUGAAAGGUCUGCAGACUCCCUGACAUAAAGCCCAUCCAGUAGAAUCUUUGCUUGAUUUCUCUGUUCUUAGGAGACCCCAGGGUCCCCACCCAUCAGAAAGUGCAACCUGCACCCAGCCAUGAACCUUCCACAAAAGCGUGAAGAAAAGUCUUGGAAUUUUAGACUCUUGGACUCGUAGUCGUGGAGUCCUAGAUGUGGAACUUUAUUGUCCAAGACUUAGGCUCUGAUUGCCAGAUAGAAUGGCCACGCUGGAUUCUUGUGGCCCUACGUACAAGAGCCAAUUUAACCUAAAAUUCCAGAUGAAGGUCUUGCCAGACUCUGGGAAUGCUCGUUGUUCAUAACUGCAAGGGCAGGACCCCCAUAACGGUUUGUGAUUUAUUUUGCACUUUUUCCCUUUCUUUGGAGAGUUAUACCCAUUGCUUUGCUCCUGUCCCUAAUCCUCAAACUUUACCAGGGAAGGACCAGCACCCCUGAAUUGCUUCUCAUGUCUCCAGCGACAGAUGGAGAACAGACUAAGAGGUCCUUAGAGAUCAUGCGCUCCAGUCUCCUGUGUAGAUGAGGGUCCCGAGACUCCUAGAAGGGAGGUGGCUUGCCCGAAGUCACGCCUCCUAGCCUCCUAGCCUCCCACCGCUGUACUUCAUACUACUGUCAGCAUUUUGCAGGUUGGAAAAAUACUAAUAAACUGAUUGACACUAAA
Messenger RNA from Ailuropoda melanoleuca (giant panda), 3323 nucleotides. It is a transcript of the gene TTC22, whose product is annotated as tetratricopeptide repeat domain 22. The transcript is spliced from 7 exons. Lineage: Eukaryota; Metazoa; Chordata; Mammalia; Carnivora; Ursidae. The record is from RefSeq and is a predicted model, not a curated record. The coding region runs from base 324 to 2033 and encodes 569 amino acids. Gene Ontology annotation, molecular function: protein binding.